AUUCGUUUAUCUCUAACAAGUAUGGGGGACCUCUCUUCCUCUUCUUACCCCCACACUUCCUUUCUUCCUUCAACUUCCCUUCUUUUCCUCUUCUCCUUUAGUUUAUUCUCCCUUUUAAAAAAAAAGAAAAAGAAAAAAAAGAGAGCACCCAUUUCAAAUAACAAGCAAAAAAACAAGGUUUCUUAUCCUUCCCACUCCAAUUCCAAGCAAAUAACUUAUAUUUGAGUAUUUCUUACUAAUUCACACUACUUUUUUUUUCUACGAUUUUUUAGAUAUAUGGAUGAUGAAAUGUAUGGUUUCCAUUCAACCAGUGAUUAUGCGGACAAAGCGUUGAUGUCACCAGAGAAUUUGAUGAUGCAAGCUGAGUACAACAAUUUCCACAACUACAACAACACUUUGACAACUCCUAUGUUUGGAUCCGAUGAUAUUCAAUUAUCAUCUAAUUCUUUCAGUACUACUCCUCUAAAUAAUAAUAAUAAUAUUCAUCAAAUUAGAGCUAGCAACUGUGGAGGGGGCAGCAGUAGACACGAUGAUAACAAUAAUGAAGAUUAUGAUGAAGAUGGUUCAAAUAUUAUCAAGGCUAAAAUCGUCUCUCAUCCUUAUUAUCCUAAAUUACUCGAUGCUUAUAUUGAUUGCCAAAAGGUUGGAGCACCACCGGAGAUAGCAAAGCUUCUGGAAGAAAUAAGGCAACAAAAUGACUUUCGUAAACCAAACGCUACUUCCAUAUGUAUAGGAGCUGAUCCUGAACUCGAUGAGUUUAUGGAAACGUACUGUGAUAUAUUGGUGAAGUAUAAGUCCGAUCUGUCUAGGCCUUUCGAUGAAGCAACAACGUUCCUCGGUAAGAUUGAACUGCAACUCAGCAAUCUUUGCAAAGAUGAUGGUGGUGUAUCAUCAGAUGAGGAGUUUAGUUGUGGGGAGGCAGAAGGACAAGAUGCAUCAAUGAGAGGUGAGGAUAAUGAACUUAAGGACAGACUGCUACGUAAGUUUGGGAGUCACUUAAGUACUCUUAAAUUGGAAUUUUCAAAGAAAAAGAAGAAAGGGAAGCUGCCAAAAGAGGCAAGGCAAAUGUUACUUGCAUGGUGGAAUGAUCACUAUAGAUGGCCUUACCCUACGGAAGCUGAUAAAAAUUCACUAGCAGAAUCAACGGGACUAGAUCCGAAGCAGAUCAACAAUUGGUUCAUAAAUCAAAGGAAGCGACAUUGGAAACCAUCAGAGAAUAUGCAGCUAGCUGUUAUGGAUAAUAUUAGUGGCCAAUUCUUCUCAGAUGAUUGAGUUGCAAUUGUAAACCCUGGCCUGAUUUCUCUUUUCAUUAUAUAUAUAUUUUUGGAAAACAAGAGAAAGAAAGAAGUUACUUUGCUAAUACUUGAUUAAUCCAGUCUAUAAAUAAUGGUAGAGAUUAUUAAUUAAUGUUGAAUUCACCUUCAUGUAAAUAUUCAAGCUAACUGCCAAAAUGCUUAACCCCAAUGUCACAAAAA
Lycium ferocissimum is the source of this 1475-nucleotide messenger RNA. RefSeq names its product homeobox protein knotted-1-like 6. Gene Ontology annotation, cellular component: nucleus. The coding region runs from base 277 to 1272 and encodes 331 amino acids. NCBI's taxonomy places the organism in Eukaryota, Viridiplantae, Streptophyta, Magnoliopsida, Solanales, Solanaceae. The record is from RefSeq and is a predicted model, not a curated record. Gene Ontology annotation, molecular function: DNA binding; DNA-binding transcription factor activity, RNA polymerase II-specific. Gene Ontology annotation, biological process: regulation of DNA-templated transcription. The transcript has 5 exons.